UUCAGAGCAUUUCCUGAAAAAGGCAGAGCAGUGCUCACAGCCCAACAGACCAACCCCACUAUCGGUACUACAUCUCAACAAUCCUUCAACAGGAGGAGCCGGCACAGACAAAAGAAAAACAAUUCAAAGACACCAUCUACCUAACACAGGCGGCUCUGAGCACUCUCUUUCCGGCACCUCUCAGACGGCCCUGGGACAGACAGGAGUUUCUACAUAUCAUGGGGACCAACCUGCUGUAAGAUGGCUACCCCAAGCAAUCACAACCAGCUUGUUCUUUCUAAUGGCUCACACCCAGAGGAAUACAAAAUCGCAGCCCUGGUCUUCUACAGCUGUAUCUUCCUGAUUGGGCUGUUUGUUAAUGUCACUGCAUUAUGGGUUUUCAGCUGUACAACCAAAAAAAGAACCACAGUAACCAUCUACAUGAUGAAUGUCGCACUACUGGACUUAGUAUUUAUACUGAGUCUGCCCUUUCGGAUGUUUUACUAUGCAAAAGGCGAAUGGCCAUUUGGAGAGUACUUCUGCCACAUUCUUGGGGCCCUGGUGGUGUUUUACCCAAGCCUUGCUCUGUGGCUUCUUGCUUUCAUUAGUGCUGACAGAUACAUGGCCAUAGUACAGCCGAAAUACGCCAAAGAACUGAAGAACACCGGCAAGGCCGUGCUCGCAUGUGUGGGGAUCUGGAUAAUGACCCUUACCACCACAGUCCCUCUGCUCCUGCUCUAUGAAGACCCAGAUAAGGCCUCCUCCCCUGCCACCUGCCUCAAGAUCUCCGACAUCAUCCACUUAAAAGCUGUCAAUGUGCUCAAUUUCACCCGGCUCAUAUUUUUCUUCCUGAUCCCUUUGUUCAUCAUGAUUGGGUGCUACGUGGUCAUUAUUCACAGUCUCCUCCGAGGGCAGACGUCUAAGCUGAAGCCCAAGGUCAAGGAGAAGUCCAUACGGAUCAUCAUCACGCUCCUGCUGCAAGUGCUUGUCUGCUUCAUGCCCUUCCACAUCUGUUUUGCUGUCCUGAUGCUACAAGGAGAGGAGAACAGCUACAGCCCCUGGGGAGCCUUCACCACCUUCCUCAUGAACCUCAGCACAUGUCUCGAUGUUGUUCUCUACUACAUUGUUUCCAAACAGUUCCAGGCUCGAGUCAUCAGUGUCAUGCUGUACCGCAAUUACCUUCGCAGUGUGCGCAGAAAAAGUGUCCGAUCAGGCAGUUUAAGGUCACUCAGCAACAUGAACAGUGAAAUGCUUUGAGUCAGAGCAAGCUGCCUGUCUUCAAUCUCUUUAACAUUCUUUUUCUAUCUACUCUCAGGGGGAACCAGCAUUCUAUAUUAUCCAGUCCCUGCUCUAAUAAAGAAAAAUAAUAAACUUUUAAAACUUC
Molecule: messenger RNA, 1363 nt
Organism: Grammomys surdaster
Lineage: Eukaryota; Metazoa; Chordata; Mammalia; Rodentia; Muridae
Gene: Gpr18
Product: G protein-coupled receptor 18
Exons: 2
Coding region: 241-1236 (331 amino acids)
Biological process (GO): phospholipase C-activating G protein-coupled receptor signaling pathway; positive regulation of Rho protein signal transduction
Cellular component (GO): membrane
Molecular function (GO): G protein-coupled receptor activity
Source: RefSeq, a predicted model, not a curated record